AUGGAUCUGGUGGUGCGGCUGUCGGCAGGCGCAUUGCGUCCAUUGAUCCUCGCAGCAGCUCAGCCGGCGUUAACAAUACAGCCAGCACUCGUUGACUGUUCAUUGCACACGUAUACGUUAGUUAGCAGGGCCUGCCUGCGUGCCCCUGACCAGCCACCCACCCAGCAAGCCAGCAAGCCAGCCAGCCUUCUAGCUAGAGAGCUAUCCAAAGACCAGUCUUGUGACGAGCAAGCUGCUACUGGAUAUCAACCAAGAACUAUUAUUGGUAAAGCUUCUGAAACUGGAUCCGAUCUGUUCACAACGGCUAAUGCAAUAAACAGAAGAGACCCAGUGCCGAACUUCAUCUCCACCACACCCCAGCUCAACGGGGAUGCGAGUCCCUCCCCUCUGGAGUCAGCAAUACCCCCACCCACAGGUCACCCGUUUCCUCCAGUCAACGCUGCCAAGCCAGACACGAUCAUCAACAACAACUCAGUCAUCACAGCAACCGCUGCUGCAGCCUCGCUGCCCCACCAUCCAUUCUCUACCACUACCACAACCACCACAACCACUACCACUUCUGCCUCCAACAUCAGCAGCAAUGUCAUCCAGAGUAACCCCGCCCACCACGCCCGUCUCGCUUCUCAGGGUCUAGGGGGUCCACCCCGCCCUGCCCAUCAGGAUCUGCUUCCUGGUAGACCCCAGGAGCUGAUCCAUCAGGAUCCUACCCUGAAGGAGAGGAAGAACGAGAGACUUAUACAGAGAGACCAUUCACUGGACAGAGGAGACAAUAGAGGAAGCGGCUUUAGUAAAGGACCUGGUUGGAAUAGUAAUUCUGGUCACAUUGGGCCGCCCAACGGAGCAGGGGCACGAGGUACCCCGACCCAUCGGCCCUCUUCCCUUCAGCCAUACCCCAACGGCCAGUACCACCAGCAGCAGCAGCAGCAGCAGCAACACAAUAGCCAGCAGCCUAAGGGCCCUCCACCCAAUCAUCCCAACCCCCACAUGUUCUCAUCCCCCUUGCUGCCACCACCCCCACCACUGACAUCGAGCACGCCACUCGCAGCCCCCAACCAGGGACAACCCCCUCAAUAUUCAGAGCAGCCACCGGCGCACUAUCCACAGAGUGGACCACAGCCGCAACCGUCGGCGCCCCCUACCAAUCCUCAGCAGCCACCCACCCCACAACAGCAACAGCAGCAGGCACAACACCAACAAGAGCUGCUUCGGCAAGAGCUCAACAACCGUUUCCUGGCGUCUCACAACCCCAGCAUGUCGGUUGGCCCCCCUCCGUACCUCCGCCAAGAGACUCAUAUGCACCAACACAUGCACCAACACCAGCAUACCCACCAGCACUCGUUCCUGCCUCCGUCUGCUGCAGCACCACCAGGUCUGGUGACCUCUCCCGCAGCACCACACGUGGUGCGUGACGCCGAGAGACUCAGGCAGCAGGCAAUCAGGCUAGGAAUGGGUGUUCCACCAGGCAUCAAUCCAAUGUUUCCACCAACCAGCUUACCCAGUGGAUUUGGGUCAGGAGCCCAUGGUGCUUUCCAACCAAAGAGUUGGCCAGAGGGUGGUUUGCAGCUUUCCAGGUUGGAUAACCGUGUCAGCAAACCACUCAUGAAGAAACGUGGAGAAUGGUGCGCAGCCCAUGUAAAUGUUGCAUGGCUAAUAUAUCACCAUCAGCAGAAGGCCAAGGUAGAUGCUCAGAAGGAUAGCUUGAAGCAAGAAGCCUUCCUUGGCAAGCCCGGUGGCGGACCUCAUAUAUUUUCUCCUCCCAGGCCACCUGAUCUCCACCUGCAGUCUAAUCUCUUUCCUCAUGGUGCACCAGGAGGUCCAUUGAACCUCCAAGGUGGUCCUCAUCACCCCAGCUUCUUGAAUGCAGCUGGACCUACCUUCGGUCUACCUCCCAUGCCCAGACCAGCAAGUUACGGGCCAGGUAACCUGGGCUUUCCUUUAACAGGACCAGGUAUGAAAGGCGGCAGUUUGAAUGCCAGCAUGUUCAACGGUCGAGAGGCUAUCGGCUUACCGGGUCUAACCAGUCCACACCAGGGUCAAUGGGGGAGGCUUCACAGGACCCCACCAGGCUUCCCAGGCAUGCCACCGGGCACCUGGGCCAAACCAGAACCAGAGAGGGCCAAAGAAGGGUUCCAUUUCAGCCUGGACAGAGAGAGGGAACGCGAACGGGAGAGACUCAAGGAUGAGGAGAGGGAACGAGAGCGGGAAAGGGAACGCGAACGGGAGCGGGAACGAGAAAAGAUCGAGAGAGAACGGGAAAGGGAGAAAGACAAAGAAAGAGACAGGGAGCGCAAGGAUGGAGAGAGGUCAGUGAAUCAUGGACCUUCAGAGGGAUGGUCUAACGAUCGUGACAGAGAGAGCCGACCGACGGAAAGUGAAUCAAGAACACUAAAUCACGCUCGCGUACUGGACAAUGAUCGUGAUCAUGAAAGGAGAAAAGAGGAACGCAGCUCCGAGAGUCGUUCUAGUGAUUUGAAACGUGUGACCCCUCCUAGUCGCCAUGUUAAUGAUGCAGUAAGACAUUCAACGUCGCGAGGUCAUGAUGGACGAUUUGAUAGCGCAUUCAACAAUGUGUUACAUCCAAACUCGCUGACCGCCAAAGAGGAGAGACGGGAGCCUGAAAAGGAAAAGCCUUCGGAGAGAUUGCCAGAGCCGCGUUUACCGGAAAGGAUCCCAGAGAGGAUACCAGAGAUGUUACCAGAGAGGAUGCCUGAGAGGCUGCCAGAAAGGCUACCGGAAAGAUUCCCUCCGGAAGUAAUGGCAUUGCAUCAGGCAUCCGUCCUCAAUUCCAUGAACCAUAUGAAUCCUAUGAUGUCAUUGUUAGACCGUCGCUUGCCAGGUAUGCCCUUCUCACCGCUCCUCCAUAUGGAGAGACAUCCCAACCCACAGAUCCAAGGUCCUUGGGAUCCGUUCAGGGGUAACCUGGAAGCGCUGCAUCGCGAGCAGCAGAUGAGACUUGAGCGUGAGUACGAGCGUGAUCGUCUGAUGCGAUCUGCUCUGCAUCAGCCCAUGGGACCAAUCAUUGAGCAUCCAGAUAGGCUGCGUGAACGUGAGCACCAUGACUUCUCGCGAGAUAACCCUCUUGCCAUGGAAUCCACCAUAAGGCACCUGGAACAAGAGCGCAUGCACAGAUACCUCGAGGAGCGCGACCGCGCCCUAGCUCUACGUGAGGAUGUGGAACGAAGCAGACUCAUCCACGCGACCUCCCAGGACCCCCUCAACCCUCUCAACAGACCCUCCAUUGGGGGGAUUCCCCCUUAUUCAAGGACUAGCUCUAUCUUCUCAAACUCUUUGCACAAGAACAGUUCACCGCCCUCCACCCUAUCUGCCCCUCCCCCACCCCUGGUUUCCUCGGCUGCAACAAGUAACGGCCCGUCUCAUGGGGGGCUGAGCCAUCUAGGGCCCCACAGUCAUUCAGCAUCUCCUCAUCUGACAGGCACCAGGAACAGUUCACCUGCAGACUCUAACCCAUCCAAGGGCAAAGCAACUCCUGAUAAAGAUUCCCAUUCAAGAUAGGACAUGGUUACCAUGUAGCCUCUCAACGUUUAUCUUUCUUCUCUCUGUCUGUCAUAGCUGUGAAGCCUCAACAUGUUUUUCCCAUGUUUUCAUAGGAAAUAGUUUUUACUGUUGAUUAUCAAACAGUCGUGAUAGCACAUGACCCUAUUGUAUCAUAGAGGGUACCUUUCAAACAAUCAACCAUGUCCCCAAACACUAACUUACCAAACACCGUUAACCCAUGAUGGUAUGUAUGUAUACCUAUGGUUUGGUUCCAGAGUUGUAUUUUGAGACUUGCCAUUUACUUUGGAAAGGAUACAAUGCUAGCUUUAAAUAAUUACACUUUGUUUGUGCAUAGCACAUCUUCAUUCAAAACGGGAACACCUUUUGUACUACUCCUAUAUAUUUGUAACUUUCAGGAACAUGGCAAUUUCCUGUUGGAAAGUUGCUCAUUUUAAUUGAUUAUUUCAAAUGUAUUAAUUUACUUGUACAUUAAACAGAAAUGAGGCUAUUACAUUUUUUUAAUACCUGAUAGAAAUUUUAGGAUAUAAAUCCUGUUUCAAUACCUUUUUACUUGAUAUCAAUUGUCAAUUACAACUGUUUCAUCAAAUAAAUCCUUGUGCAAUGUACCCGUCAUUGAAGUCUUUUAUGAUCCCAGCAAAAUGGGCUCAUUUGUAAAUGAAGAUGGAAAGAAAAAUAAGCAAGUUCCAAAAUAUUUUAAUCCCUCCUCCUUAAUAUAUGUGAAAGGUUCAUUAUGCAAGUGAAAUCGUUUUAAGAACUUUUAUUCUCUAAUUUGUGUGGAACUGUUUUGUAUGUGCCAAAUAUGUUGUAGAGUAAUGAGAGAUCAUGAGAAGUAACAUUCCAAAGAGAAAGAGGGAUAUUAUAAAUUCUAAAACAAGACAGUCACCAAUUCUUUCCUGUUAUUUAGUUGUACAAUGCUGUCAACGACCGUCAGUUUGUUAUCUGUUUGGUGCUUAUCUGGGAAUAAACAAGCAGGGUGAAUUCCUCUGGUGUAAUUAGGUGUUAGUGUUAGUGUUAACAUCACAGGUUAACUUAGUGGACACUUCAAGCUCUGUUAUUUCAUUGACACCACUGGAAGCAUUAUGGGUCGACACCAGCACCAAGGUUCAAAACUGUGCUUUAAAGUCACCCACCGUGGAUUUUAAAUCUUACAUGAAUCAUCUGAAAUGAGUUGUGAAAUCAGUCGUAUUUUCUUUUUGAAAUAGUUUUGUUGUUGUUGAUUGUAGUCAUGAAUCAAACUCUCUAUGGGCCUCACCAUGUAGGAUGACUUAGGGAAAGGUUGUGACGAUGGUGGAAUGUGACUUUUUUAUAAAAUUGAUUUGUAAAUGAUACAAAGUUAAAUUUCAAACAACUGAUGAUCAGUCUUUCCCUGUUAAAUUAGAUUGUUAUAUUUCAUGCAAUGUAUGAGUGAUUGUGCUUCUUACAUCAUGGCAUGAAAUUUAUUAUGGAUUUGGUAAAUGCAUAUCCUCUAAAUCCUUUAAUAAAACAUUCAAUGAACUUUUGUUUUUAAACUUCUUCAACAAGUAUGAUAAUUGGCUAUCAAACAACUCUGUGAAAUAUAUCUGUGUUGGAAUAAUUGACAAGUGUGGGGUGGCAUUGUGUUAAUAUAUGGAAAAUGUCUAUAAAUUGGUCAUUCUAAGUUCGGUACAUGUUUUAUUUUGAUCUUAUCAGGUCCAGAGAAAUAUCAAUAAAGCAUUUCAGAGUAUCAUUUGUUUUAGACAUUGUGAAUAUCUAAGGGAAGAUAAAAAGUGAAAUGUACGCAAGCCUUAAAGAGAUUUGUAUUCUUUUCUGGACAGGGGACAUUUAGGCAUAAUUUUCUCCUUAAAUGAUGUGAAAGAGAACCCUGCUUGCUGAUAUAAAUCCAACCCAAAGCUUGAUGAUUAAUGCUUCAAAGUAAUCAUAAAAUGGUGUUUUAAAAAAAUAAAUGUGUUCAUCAAUUUUUAGUCUUGAUGUGUAAUCAUAAUGUAUGUAUGGAUAAGUGACACACAUCUCAGUGUGUAGUCAAUCUCUGACUUCAUGCCCUUUAAAUCAUUACCAUUUGUUGAGUAUUACCAAUCACUAUUGCUGUGGAAGAUCCUUCAAAUGUCAGUCACUUAUUUUCACUAAACUCCAGCUUCUAACUCUCACCCCUCAUUGUCUGGUUUCGUCAGAUAAACCAGGGUGGAGAAGAUAAGCAUCAAGAAAAGGACGGGAGGGGAAAAAAUAGGAAAGGGAGAUAAAAACUUUGAGAAGAUGAGCUUCAUUUCCCCCCGCCGGUGUACUCAUCAAAUAUCCUGUUGUCAAUAAGACCUAGUUUUAGUCUCAGAGAAGGAAAGAAGAGAUGCCCCCCUGAGGACCGUGAAUCAUCCCCCUUUCCAGACCCCCUUUGGCUCUCCCUCAGGGCUCUCCUUUCACCCAAAAGAGCAAUUUAUUCCAAUUAUACGAGCAGUGUUAUUGAUUCGUAUCACGUUUUCUUAACUCGCCUCUACUUUCAAGUCUGAUUUAUAUAGAAAUUCUUCAUCUGUUUUUAAUGGGUGUGUUAUUAACCCUGUCGGGUCUAAUUUGGAAGAUGAUCAAGUUUGGAAUUGCUGAUGUGGGUUAUUGUUUCUGAGUUGAAGUUACGUGUGUGAUGGAUAAGGCCGGAAAUUGAGUGAGGACUGCGACUCAUUUCACAGAGGCGUACAAAAUCAAAACAAGCAAAUUCAUUGUCUUUUUCUCAGUUGUGUGUAUAAACAAUGAAGGCUGAUAAACAACAGAUUUGAGUGAUGAAGAAAGGGACUUUCUAUUUCUCAACUAGAGAGGGCUCUCUUCCACAUAAUUUAAACCACAGUCUAUCAACUUUCAACUGUUCAACUAUUAUCUUAAAUGGUAUCUAAGGUGAUUCCACCAAGAUGUUUAAUCUCAUAUUUGAACAAAUGAUGUAGAUAAUCAGCUUAAAAGAAAAAGCCAGAACCUGUUGAUUGAAAUCCAGAUUUGGCCAGUAUUGCUCCAAAGUUUUAAACCUAGCGACGGGUUCUUUUCUCAUCUGAUAGAAUCCAUCGCUGUGUUUAAGGUUAGUCUAAUAUUGAGUUUAACAAAGGAGGGUUCCACCAAUGCUUGUGUUAUCAAUGUCCUGUAUUCUACUUGACUUUCAAUCCAGCACCGGGGUUGCGCUAUUCUUCAAAAUCAGGUUUAACUAAAGGAAGUUGGUCAGAGGUCCAAGUUUUCCUGACUUGUUAAAAUAUGAACCUUUGUGUCAGUUUGAAUUGAAUUACUAAAUAUGGGCCUUUCAUAAAAAUCCCAAACUCUCAUUCUGUGCUUCAUUCUUUUCAGUUGUAAAGUUCUAAAGGACAAUGUUUUAAGUCCUGUUAAAUUCUUGAUGUUUUACCUGUACUUAAUCAUGUUUCCUAAAUUGUUCAGGCUUCAACAUUUUUAACGAGGACACAUAUUUCUAGGUCAUGUAUUUAUUACAUGGAACACAAACGAGAGAUUAAUUUAUGAAUUUUAUUUCACAACUCACAUGUUUUUAUCGACGGGCUUUCGUUUGUUAUUUCAAGUUCUUUUUCUGCUUUCGUUUCAAUUCUCUUUCAUUUCAUUUUCAAACUUGAAAUACGUUAUUUGAGGAUGAAUUAUCAUCUGUAGUUGGUAUAUACAUGUUAUUACCCAUUUAACAUCAAUUUCACUUUUCCAUUUGAUAAAGCAUUUGUUCACAAAUAUUCAGGUCGUUUUGAGGAAAGAGCAACUUGAUAUUUUAUUUGCUAAGAAUAUUUUCCCUAUUGAAAGUGCAAUGUGGGGAGACUGAAAAAAAUAAUGUUGGCUUUUGUAGAUAGUUUUAAUGUAUGUAAAGGUAAAAAAAGUUGAUAAUGAUAACUUCCAAAUGAAAUUCAAAAUUUCUUUAUUUCUAAUUAAUUUCCAUUCUGUAUUUUGUUGGCUGCCUGCAAGAAAGUAGUUAACUACCAUUGACAAUGCAUAACUCUAACAACCUUCAAGCAACCGAUGAAUUGGUCUGUCUCUAAAGGAAACAGUUUGAGAGAGAAUUUUGAUGAGUUCCAAAUAGAGAACUGAUGUGUGUAGAUAUAGUAGCUAGUUGCAUUAGAUACAAUGAUCUUGAAAAUAAUCUGAUUUAAAUGUCAAAUUCACCGUUAGGUAAUUUUUGUAGGCCAACACAGCAAUAUGCCAUGUGAGUCAUAGAUAAUGAAUAUAUAAAUAGUUGAAUUUUUACAAAAUGGCUCUAUGUAAUGAUAUGAACAUUUUUUUGUCCUUUUUUCUUUUGGGGUCUUAUUUGGCCACCAAUUAAUGAUAGAGAUUUGUUUGUUGGUGGUGGAUUAUGUAUGUGACGAAUUUACAAAGUCAAAUAAUGAAAUGAACUGUAAAUAUUUUUUGUCCGGAAGGAAAUCUUGUUCAUAAAUUGUGAUACAAUGCUGGAUUGAUAUACAGAUUUUAAAAAUGAAUUUUGUGUCAACUCAAAAAAAAAUGGUAGAACCUUAAAUAAGUACUUGUUAUUUGCUACAGUAUUAAAUUAUGACUGAGAAAAAAUGAA
Messenger RNA from Strongylocentrotus purpuratus (purple sea urchin), 8011 nucleotides. RefSeq names its product autism susceptibility gene 2 protein-like. Bases 1 to 3513 code for a protein of 1170 amino acids. The record is from RefSeq and is a predicted model, not a curated record. The transcript is spliced from 14 exons. NCBI's taxonomy places the organism in Eukaryota, Metazoa, Echinodermata, Echinoidea, Camarodonta, Strongylocentrotidae.